Messenger RNA from Haliaeetus leucocephalus (bald eagle), 1681 nucleotides. It is a transcript of the gene HS1BP3, whose product is annotated as HCLS1 binding protein 3. The transcript has 7 exons. NCBI's taxonomy places the organism in Eukaryota, Metazoa, Chordata, Aves, Accipitriformes, Accipitridae. The record is from RefSeq and is a predicted model, not a curated record. Gene Ontology annotation, molecular function: phosphatidylinositol binding. Bases 14 to 1156 code for a protein of 380 amino acids.
GCUUCCCCGCGCCAUGCAGCACAGCCCGGCGCCCGCCGUGCUGGUCACCACCAGGCAAAUUCAGAAUAUGCACACGGGGCUGGAUUUGUCAGUGCCGGAAUACCAAGAAAUCCAUGGGAAGAUGAUGUCUGGCCACGUAGAGUAUCACAUUGUCGUUGUUACCCGACUGGCUGCCUUCAAAUCAGCAAAGCACAAGCCUGAAGAUGUAGUUCAAUUUAUGGUUUCCAAGAAGUACAGCGAGAUAGAGGAGCUCUACCAGAGACUGGCGGCACGAUAUCCACAGGCUUCUCUUCCGCUCUUGCCUAGAAAAGUUCUCUUCGUGGGGGAAUCUGACAUCUGUGAACGAAGAGCUAUGUUCAAUGAUAUAAUGAAAUUCAUCUCAAAAGAUGAGGAUCUAGCAACAAGUCCUGAGUUACUGGAAUUUUUAGGAACAAAAUCUACUAGUGCCAUUGACUUCAAGGGAAAAAACAUUCCUGAUGACAAGGAGAAAGAAGAUGAAGAAAAUGAGGGACUGGAUUUUUUCAAAGAGGAGAAGACACCUGACUUAAUCUCACAGCUGUCAUCAGUGGAAAAUGCCAAAAAAGGGGAGAAAAAAGAAGAGGAGGAGGAGGAAGAAGAGUUAGACCCUCUUGGUAUAAUCAGAACUAAAAGAACAAAGAAGGCAUCUGCUCCUCCAACAAAGCAAGAGAAACCCAGAUUAACCAUUUUUGAAGAGGAACUAGAUCCAGAUGAAGGACUCUUUGGCCCAGAAAAAGAUUUCUCAUCAAUUGGUCCCAGGAAGAAAAUGAAAGAGAAUCUGAAGUUAUUUGAAGAUCCAGACCUUGGUGGGGUGGUAAGACUGGGUGACUCACUGCUGCUGCCAGCUGCCUGUAAGAAUAGGGAGUAUGUGCUGAAUACAGAUCCUGAGGAGGACACUGAAGAACUGCUGAGAGUUGAAGAUGAUUUAGAGCAAGUCUUGAAAGUAACCUCCAAACCAAAACCUAAAGUACCAUCAAAACCACCACUGCCUCAGAAGCCAGCAGUUGCCCCCAGGAGCAGUAAUUCUCCACUGGCAAAGCCAAAGGAAAACAGGAUUCAGACAAUGAAUGAAGUGGACAUUCUCCAGUAUAUCCAGGAAAAUGAAUCUAUCAACAACCAAGAUACAAGUCUUUUUUGAACAUAUGUAUUUACCAAACUCCCAGUGAGCUCAACUGAUGGUAGCAAGAGUUGACCAGAUGUCUUUACCGUCACAGUGCUCAUUUGUGUACCAUGAUAUAGAGAGCAGCAAGUUCGAAUAGCAGAGGCUCGACAUCACGUUUUCAAAACAGUGCAGUUGUGGUAUAAUGUUGCCUUAGAUUUUCAGGAUUUUACAGGGAACGUGGAUAAGGACCUAGCACUACAGAUUGUCUACUACUAUUUUAGUAUCAACAUAGUACAGUUUCAGCCAGUUAGUCCUGAUUGAAAAUGGUAAGCUUGUUGCACACAUGGCAACUGUGAAUAGUGUCCAGCAAAUGGUCUGAGGCAGGACAGGAUGCUGUUCCUGUCAUUUUAGACAGUCUAUUUCAGCCCACUGGAAAGGUCACUUUCCUUUUAUCCUGUGCAUUCUUAUAGCAGCCCUUUCCUCCCUGACUGGUAUUUCAGUAAUUUAUAAGCAGGAACUGUUAAGUAUAGGUAACGGUUCCUCUAUAGUUCAGAGAAACAC